AUGACGAGAUUGAUACUUUCUACCUCAAAUAUUAUGAUCGGAGGUCCUUCCAUCAUUAGGAAACCCGGCGCAGACCGAUCAAAUCUCGAACUUAUAAACUCCCUUCGGAGUAAUUUCCUCGCUGCGCAAGAAGACUAUUCACCUACUCCCUCAUAUGCAAAUGGAGUCAAUGGACACGAGGAAUAUGAUGAAAAGAAUGGCUCUUCGAGUCGACCGCCAGUUUCUAUUUGGACAACUAGACAAGACAACGAAUUUUUUAUUCCGACAAUAGACUGGUCUUUAUCUGGGCUCGCAGAAGAACCCGAAAAUUACGAAAUUACUGUUAAACUAUUCUAUCUGCCCACAGCGGACGUGAAGUCUAGGUCAAAGUACACAAAAGAUGCUCUAAAUUUGGUAAUGAAAGAGUUGGGCGUCAAGUCAAUUGAUCUCCUAAUCGUUUCAUUCCCCGGAAUGUCCUUUGACGGCGACUGUGAAUGGGAAGCAGACAAGAAGAACUCGGAACAAGGAAAUGAAGCCGAAGAACUUGGAACCUGGACUAUAUUGGAGGAAUUAUAUGAGCAAGGCAUUGUAAAAAGGUUGGGACUGGCUGAAUUUGGCAGCGCGAAACUUGCCAAAUUCUUGAGGAACGUCAGAGUGCGACCGCAAGUCGACCAGAUAAAUGUCAAAGAUUGCUGCAGAGUUCCACAGCCUUUGCUCAAGAUCGCCAAACAAGAGAACAUCGAACUUUUGACUCACAAUGAUUGCACCAAUAUAUUGCCCAGUGGCACAUUGCGCGAGCUAUUGGGACAAGGUAUAAGAGGCGCCGGUGUGUUGUCUGAAACCAAGCGGGGAAUCCAUGGUAUGAAAGGUGAUUUGAACCCGGAAUGGGUGGUCAAGUAUACCGCAAUUGUCCGGGAUCGUGGCGUGAUAGAAAAUAAGGGAUAUUUCGCUUCGGCAGAAUUGAGAGAGUAG
Sclerotinia borealis F-4128 is the source of this 951-nucleotide messenger RNA. The record is from the annotation of a GenBank genome assembly. NCBI's taxonomy places the organism in Eukaryota, Fungi, Ascomycota, Leotiomycetes, Helotiales, Sclerotiniaceae.